AUGAGGCUUGUUCUGCCCAACCCGGGCCUGGACGACCGAAUCCCCUCCCUGGAGCAACUGGAGGUCAUCGAGAAGGAGGAGGCCAGCUCGCGGCCCAAGUGGGACAACAAGGCCCAGUACAUGCUCACCUGCGUGGGCUUCUGCGUGGGCCUGGGCAACGUCUGGCGCUUCCCCUACUUGUGCCAGAGCCAUGGCGGAGGAGCAUUCAUGAUCCCGUUCCUCAUCCUGCUGGUUGUGGAGGGUGUCCCUUUGCUGUACCUGGAGUUUGCCAUCGGGCAGCGACUGCGCAAGGGCAGCGUGGGCGUCUGGAGCUCCAUCCACCCAGCCCUGAAAGGCAUAGGGAUCGCAUCCAUGUUCGUGUCCUUCAUGGUGGGCCUCUACUACAACACCAUCAUCGCCUGGGUCAUGUGGUACUUCUUCAACUCCUUCCAGGAUCCCCUUCCUUGGAGCACGUGCCCACUCAACGACAACCUGACAGGCUAUGUGGAGGAGUGUGCCCGCAGCUCUUCAGUGGACUACUACUGGUACCGAGAGACCCUCAACAUCUCCAACUCCAUCAGCAACUCGGGCUCUGUGCAGUGGUGGGUUCUGCUCUGCCUGACCUGUGCCUGGUGUGUCCUCUACGUAUGCACCAUCCGUGGCAUCGAGACCACCGGCAAGGCUGUGUACAUCACCUCGACGCUGCCCUAUGUCGUCCUGACCAUCUUCCUCAUUCGGGGACUGACGCUAAAGGGAGCCACCAACGGUAUCGUCUUCCUCUUCACGCCCAACAUCACGGAGCUGGCCAACCCACUGACUUGGCUGGAUGCGGGGGCCCAGGUCUUCUACUCCUUCUCGUUGGCCUUCGGGGGCCUCAUCUCCUUCUCCAGCUACAACUCUGUCCACAACAACUGUGAGAUGGACUCGGUGAUCGUGUCCGUCAUCAACGGCUUCACAUCCAUGUACGCAGCCACCGUGGUCUACUCCAUCAUCGGCUUCCGUGCCACAGAACGCUAUGACACCUGCUUCAAUCAGAAUAUCCUGACGCUCAUCAACGGGUUCGACUUGCCCGAAGGCUCUGUCACCGAGAAGAACUUCGAGGAAUUACAGCAGUGGUACAACGCCACUUACCCCGCAGACUUCGCCCAGCUGCAGUUCCAGACCUGCGACAUGAACUCUUUCCUGUCAGAGGGCGUGGAGGGCACGGGGCUGGCGUUCAUUGUCUUCACGGAGGCCAUCACCAAGAUGCCCAUAUCCCCACUGUGGUCCGUGCUCUUCUUCAUCAUGCUCUUCUGCCUGGGCCUGUCCUCCAUGUUCGGGAACAUGGAGGGCGUGGUCGUGCCCCUGCAGGACCUCAAAAUCUUCCCCAAAAAGUGGCCCAAGGAGGUGCUCACAGGUCUCAUCUGCCUUGGGUGUUAUUUCAUCGCCUUCAUCUUCACGCUGAACUCCGGCCAGUACUGGCUCACCCUGUUGGACAGCUAUGCCGGCUCCAUCCCCCUGCUCAUCAUCGCCUUCUGCGAGAUGUUCGCUGUGGUCUACGUGUACGGCGUGGACAGGUUCAACAAGGACAUCGAGUUUAUGAUCGGCCACAAGCCCAACAUCUUCUGGCAAAUCACAUGGCGAGUGGUCAGCCCGCUGCUCAUGCUGGUCAUCUUCCUGUUCUUCUUCGUGAUCAACGUCAAUAAGGAGCUGAUAUACAGCGUCUGGGACCCUGCCUAUGAGGAAUUUCCCAAAUCCGAGAAGGUCCCAUACCCAAGCUGGGCAUAUGGCGUGGUGGUUAUCGUUGCUGGCGUGCCCUGCCUCAGCAUCCCUUGCUUUGCCAUCUACAAGCUCAUCAGGAACCGCUGCCAGAAACAAGAAAGCCAGCAGGGGCUGGUCAGCACCAUGUCCACAGCCUCCAUAAAUGGGGACCUGAAGUACUGA
Messenger RNA from Myotis lucifugus (little brown bat), 1902 nucleotides. It is a transcript of the gene SLC6A19, whose product is annotated as solute carrier family 6 member 19. Lineage: Eukaryota; Metazoa; Chordata; Mammalia; Chiroptera; Vespertilionidae. The record is from RefSeq and is a predicted model, not a curated record. The transcript is spliced from 12 exons. Gene Ontology annotation, cellular component: plasma membrane. Gene Ontology annotation, biological process: sodium ion transmembrane transport. The coding region runs from base 1 to 1902 and encodes 633 amino acids.